AUAUCUUUUCAUUCGCAAUCUCUCUCCAUCUGGCUUGUUCACUCCCUGUUAUUUCUCAAAUCCUAGCGGCCAACCAAGAACCAACUAACAGCCGAGGCCUGUGGUCCGUACAUAUUAAGUUUGGGCGAACCCAGGCCCGGACCCAAACUGUUAAACCCACCUCCAAGGCGCCAAUUAAUAUGGGUUCUUCAGCAGAAACCGUCUUAUCUUCUUCUGUUCUUCACAACAAUUUUUGCCGAUUGAAACGAAGUCUCCCUCGUUCUCUCUCUGCUCCAAAAUUUGGCUGGCCUUUUCGGUUUCCUCUUGGACCCUCUUCGAGGUAGCACAAAACCACACCGAAAAUGGAAAAUAAUUGCUCAACAACCAAACGACCUUCCCUCAAAACCCAUCCCCGUUUCAACAAUUACUCCUUUUGGAAAGACAAGUUGAGAGAAAAUUGUUACAAAAGGGUACGAGAAGACCGGUCUCUUCUGCUUUGGAAAAUGAGGUUGCCUGCGCCCCAAUCUCUUAAUCAGAAGGACUCUAUCAUAGCUGCCUUUGAGGACAUAGUUUCCGAUGAGCUUAAAAAGAUUAAAGACUCAUCAUUAACUGACUGUUCGGAAAGCUCAAAUUCUUUCUCCAAAGCCUCUGAUGAAUUAUGGGAAUACAAUGGCCUUCAAGAUGCAUAUCAAGGUGAAUGCGAAGAGAUAUUGUUAGAAAUGCAAAGAAUUUUUUACGAGGAUCACAUGACAGAACCAGCAGGAAAAGAAGCAGAAGAACCCAUCGUAUCUUGGGAAGAUGAAGAAGAUGAGUACUUGGCUCGUGCAGUUUAUGAGCAUAUGCAACUGAAUGAUGAGCAGAUUUGGUGCCCCAUCUGUAAGCAAGGAGAGUUGCAACAGAACCAUCAACUUAUAUAUUGCACCCUUUGCAAACUUCAGCUUAACAGAGACGAUGAGGUUAAUUUGGAUAUAUUACGGGAUCGAUUAGCUGAAGCCCAUGGUGACCAUUUUGAUCGAGGUUGCAGAUUGAAACCCAAGUUUUGCCUCGAGACUAGAUUUGGUUUAACUGCAUUGUACAUCCUUUGUCACGACUGCGGUACCUUUGAGGUUGUCAUAUAGCUUCUUUCCUUUUUUGCAUACUUAGGGAUCAAUUACAUUUCAGGUUUUCAGGCUUAUCCCUUUAAAAGUGUAUACAUUUUCUGAUUGAUUUUAUUUAUUCUCCGUUCCCAAAAACAACAGUUUGUUUUCAUUGAUUUUAUGUACUUCACUCUAUUUCUAGUGUUUCGCUUUGAUUCUAAUUGAUUUUACUUUGUC
This is a messenger RNA of Durio zibethinus, 1292 nucleotides long. Lineage: Eukaryota; Viridiplantae; Streptophyta; Magnoliopsida; Malvales; Malvaceae. The record is from RefSeq and is a predicted model, not a curated record.